ACGAUUUAAUUAUCACUAGUAACUCCAGGGAAAUGGUAGGUAAAUUCAAGCACGCUAUUUCGAGGGAAUUUAGCAUGAAAGACUUGAAGGAGCUUGAUUGGAUACUUGGUAUGGCAAUCAAACGUGAUCGAGGAAAGAGAGUUAUGGAAAUCUCUCAAACAGCCUAUAUCGAUAUGAUGCUGGCGAAAUUUAGAAUGGCUGACUGCAAACCGGUCCUAACGCCCAUGGAAGGGACUCUGACAAAAAUGGAUGGCAAGGACGUCAAACCAGAUAAUGAAUACAUGAAGCUAGUGGGUAGCUUAUUGUAUGCAGCACUGGUCACGCGUCCAGACAUCGCAUUUGCGGUGCAGUCGUUGGGGAAACACUUGCAAGGAUCUAAUGAGGAGCAUUGGAUCGCUGCAAAGCGUGUAUUGAGAUACCUGAAGGGUACUCGUGAGGUUGGACUCAAAUACACAGGUAAUUCUACGGGAUCGUUUACCCUGGUGGGAUACGCGGACGCGGAUUACGCUGG
Molecule: messenger RNA, 511 nt
Organism: Nannochloropsis gaditana CCMP526
Product: copia ltr rider
Exons: 1
Source: RefSeq, a predicted model, not a curated record